UCCGCGUUCGCCCGCACCGCGCGCCUCGCUCGCCCACUUGACCCUUCGACUCGCGCGCUCCCAAAUUUCCCCGCCCGCCGCGCCGCCCCGAUCGACCGCUUCGCCUCCGCCGCCACUCCCCUCCGGCGGUCCCCGCCGGCAUGAACUCCACCUCAUCCGGCCGCCGCGCCCCGUCGACGGCGGCGGCCGCCUCGUCGCCGGGCCAGAAGCGGGCGCGGGACGAGGCCAGCGGCGGGUCCCCUUCCGACCCCGCCAAAAACCCUCGCCGCGCCUUCGCCUCCUCCCCGUUCGCCGACUUCGGCAGCUACAUGGCCGCGAAGAACAGCAAGCUCGCCGCGCAGUUCGACGCCGACGCCUCCACCUCCGGCGCGGCCACAGGCGGGCUGUUCGCGGGCGUCUCCAUCUUCGUCGACGGCUUCACCAUCCCUUCUAGCCAGGAACUGAAGGAGAUUAUGCUGAACAAUGGCGGCCGGUUUGUUAAUUACUUCUCUAGGCACACGGUGACACACAUUGUUUGCAGCAACCUGCCUGAUAGCAAAAUGAAGAAUUUGAGAGCAUUCAGCAAGGGACUUCCAGUUGUGAAGCCGGCAUGGGUGGUGGAUUCUCUUGCAGAGAACCGGAUCCUCAACUGUGCUCCAUAUCAAAUAAGUCAGAAUAGUUCUUCAAGCCGAAAGCAAAUGAAGCUUUCUGCUUUCUUUUCCGAGAAACAAAAUGAAAUGCGUCACCUGGGGGAGCAAAACAAUCAAAAUAAGGACAUUGAGUUCCAAUCUUCAUCUGCUCAGGAGGGAUCACAGUAUCAAAGUGGGAGUUGUGAAAGUGAAGUUUCAUUGGAUAAUGUGGAGUUAUCAAAUGAUUCGUUAUCCUCAGAUGAACUGAAGGCAUCAACCUUUGAAGAAAGAGAGAGUGGAGAUUUUGCCGUUGAUGAGGGUGAGUAUGAUUGUGAAAGUGCAUGUUCAGAGAGGAGGGUUAAUGACAUGGAUGGUAAAUGUGGUGUGGCUCAGUCCCCUGAUGCUAAGUCAAGGUGUUCAAACUUAUGCAGUACAAGCUCUACAGGCAGCCAUUUGUCCUCGCCAUUGGAGAAAAGUGCAGCUAAACCUUCUAGUCGGCCACAUUCAACCCUUACAGACCCAAAUUUUGUUGAGAAUUAUUUUAAGUACUCUCGACUGCACUUCAUUGGGACAUGGAGGAAUCGGUAUAGAAAGCGCUUCUCAAAUUUACUAGAAGCUAAAAGCAUCAAGUCGAAUGCUGAUCAUUCAGGGAAUAAGAAAACAAUCAUUCAUAUUGAUAUGGAUUGCUUUUUCGUGUCUGUCGUCAUCAGAAAUGUGCCAGAUCUGCAUGAUAAACCGGUAGCAGUUUGCCAUUCGGACAAUCCUAAAGGAACAGCAGAAAUAUCAUCUGCAAAUUAUCCGGCACGAAAUUAUGGGAUAAAGGCUGGCAUGUUUGUUAGAGAUGCUAAAGCUCGGUGUCCUCACCUAAAGAUUGUUCCAUAUAAAUUUGAUGCAUAUGAGGAGGUUGCUGAUCAGUUCUAUGGAAUUUUGCACAAACAUUGCAGCAAGGUCCAGGCUUUGAGCUGUGAUGAAGCCUUUUUGGAUAUGACUGAUUGCUUGCAUGAUGAUCCUGAGGAAGUAACACGGAGAAUCAGAAGUGAGAUAUUUGAUGCAACAAAGUGUACUGCUAGUGCAGGUAUUGCUGAAAACAUGCUCCUAGCUCGGUUAGCUACCAGAUCAGCAAAACCGAAUGGACAAUGCUUUAUUCCCUCUGAGAAGGCUGAUGAUUAUUUAAGCAGUCUCUGUAUCAAAGCACUUCCUGGCGUUGGUCAUACAGUUUCAGCUAAACUGAAAAGCAAAGAAAUUGAAUAUUGUGGUCAACUUCGCAACAUUUCAAAGGGUGCCCUCCACAAGGACUUCGGAAAAAAAAUUGGUGAUCUUUUAUGGAACUGUUGCAGAGGAAUUGAUCAUUCAGUUGUUGGUUCUGUUCAGGAAACAAAAUCUGUGGGUGCUGAAAUCAACUGGGGAGUCAGAUUUAACGACAACAAAGAUGCUGAGCAUUUUCUUACCAACCUCUGCAAGGAGGUUUCUCUACGCUUACAGGGCUGUGGAGUUCAGGGACGUACUAUUACCCUUAAGGUGAAAACAAGAAGGGAAGGUGCUGGAGAGCCAAUAAAGUAUAUGGGAUGUGGUGACUGUGAAACCACGAGUCGCUCCAUGACGAUUGCAGGUGCAACCGACAGUUUUGUCACUCUCCAGAGAAUUGCAAAACAAUUGUUUUCAGCUCUUCACCUUGACGUGAAGGAAGUUCGUGGAGUUGGAUUGGCAAUGUCAAAGCUUGAGCAUGCAGAUUUAGCUCGGGGAGCACCACAAGGGAAUAUGCUUGAAUCAUGGCUUGCUUCACCAGCUGCAAAACUCAAGAAACGCCGCGAUGAGAUGCCAGGGAAUGUUGAUGUUGCAGGGACAAGCGUACAGCAGGAUUUGAGAAGAUCUGGACCAUUAUCUAUUGGUGCGACAUCUCAGUCAUCAGAAAGGAACCUUAGAAGUGAUAGGUCUACCGGAGUUCAUAAUGUCGAGCUACCACCAUUAUCCCAACUUGAUCUGGAGGUCCUGAAGAACCUUCCUCCAGAAAUAAUGUCUGAAAUGAAUGACAUGUACAAGGGCGAAUUGCAAGGUCUACUGGACACCCUCAAUAGUGAUAAGGGCAAGGAAAGUAGUUCAAAGUCUCUUUCUUUGCCAGCAGUUACUCAGAACUCUGUACCUGCUGGUGAUGCAAAGCUUCAAGGAUACAGAGAUCACAAAGACUCCAUGCAUUUAGAGGAAGAUACUAAGGUAAAAUCUGACAAACAGCUAUCAGAAGUUAAAGCAGCCAAUGAUGCUUCAUGCUCAAGAGCUUGUGAAUUAGUUGAGAAAACAAAAUGUGUUACACAGCUUGAUUUGAUGCCUGAUUCUCUAAGCCAGGCAGAUUUCGCAGUUCUGCAGGAAUUACCUGAGGAUGUGAAGGCUGAUUUGUUUAGCGCGCUUCCAUUACAUAGACCAGGAGAUCCUACAUGCAGCACUUCCAAUGUUUCUGAAAGUAAACCUCCUAAUGUCGGUGGAGCUGAAAAUAGAUCUCUCAAUGAUGGUGGAGCUGAAAAUAGAUCUCUCAAUGAUGGUGGAGCUGAUGAUCCAAGAGACCGAAGUAUUUUUGUCCCACCAGGAAGCUUUCAAAAAUGGAUUGAACAGUUUAGAGUUAGCAGUUGCUUGAUUCUGAAUGUAAUUGCAGAGCAACACACAGAUUCGAUCUGUAGCCGACCAUUAUCGGCUGUUUUGGAGCCUUUAGCUUCGUUCCUAUCUUUGUGUCCAGACUCAGGUAGUGAAGAAUGGAAUGAAACACUUUCCUGUCUAUCCGAGCUUCUUAGACAGUAUAUACAACUGAAGGUUGAAACUGACAUUGAAGAGCUCUACAAAUGUUUUUGCCUUAUGAAAAGGUUCGCGUCAGCAUCGGAGUUCUUUCUAGAACUACAUGAUAGUAUUCUUCCUUUUCUACAGGAUUCCGUCAGCCAGCAUUAUGGCGGGACACUGCAUUUCUAGGUCGGUGCUCAAGUUCAAGCCAUUUUGCUGUAUGAAGAUGCAAUGCCGUAGAAUUAGUAUGCCGUCGUGACCCUUUUGGCCUGUCAGUUAUCGUUCCAUUGCAAAGACAAACUACAGUGCUGGCAGAUUCCUUUUGGACGGACAUGUAAUUAUUUCUCGUAAAAGGACAACUGACAUGCUGAGAUUUGAUGAUAUAACCACAACAUUUUAAAAGUCC
Setaria italica (foxtail millet) is the source of this 3777-nucleotide messenger RNA. Its product is annotated as DNA repair protein REV1. Gene Ontology annotation, cellular component: nucleus. Gene Ontology annotation, molecular function: DNA-directed DNA polymerase activity; damaged DNA binding; deoxycytidyl transferase activity. Gene Ontology annotation, biological process: error-free translesion synthesis; error-prone translesion synthesis. NCBI's taxonomy places the organism in Eukaryota, Viridiplantae, Streptophyta, Magnoliopsida, Poales, Poaceae. The transcript has 21 exons. Bases 141 to 3560 code for a protein of 1139 amino acids. The record is from RefSeq and is a predicted model, not a curated record.